Molecule: messenger RNA, 2585 nt
Organism: Myotis daubentonii (Daubenton's bat)
Lineage: Eukaryota; Metazoa; Chordata; Mammalia; Chiroptera; Vespertilionidae
Product: septin-4-like
Source: RefSeq, a predicted model, not a curated record
GCUGUUUGCCAGGAUGUUUAAUAGGAAGCUCCUUCCUUUGUGACAUCAGCAGGCAGGUAGCUAAGGGGACUGUUUGAGACACUCUUAGAACAACAGCCACUUUUGUGGGAGUGCAAGAACAGCUUUUAAAACUGAGGGUACAUAUUCAGGCUUCAUUAGGAUCCUGAAUCCCAGCCAGCCGGUAAAAUAUGGGUUCUACCCAGAGGGGCACCACCUAUCAAAUGCUCAAGACAAAUAAAACUGGGACUAAGGUAAUAGUUUCAACACAGAAAGGGGCUGAGAUAACGAGCACAACUCCUCAUCAGGGACGUGGGUCCAUUGCUGCCUCAACCCAUCGAAGUGCUGUAAUCACCAUGAGCCCUCCUAUCCAUCGAAGAUCAGAACCCGGGCAUACCAUCAUUCCCAGAGAUGAUCAUCGCUUUAGCCUCCCAGGAAGCAGCUUCACUGGAGCACCCAUCUCUAGAGGAACUGAGAGUCGAUCAAAAUCAGACGCAUAUCACCAUUCCUCUCUUCACCGAAAGAUCCAGCAAACUCAGCCAUCAUCUUCCUAUGUGCAGCGGGCUAGUAGUCCUCACAAAGAGGAAUCCCCACGAAAAAGGGCUGAGAGCAAGGGAGGGCAGGACUUGAAUCGUUACUCGACCACAAAUGUCAAAUCCUCUCGCCGGUUGAGUUUUGUAGACCAGAAGGAUAAUAUACAAAUCUUACCAGAAGACCCACCCUCCAAGGUCCAGAACCCACAAGGGGUCAGAGUUCCCCGUAGGCCUUUGGUUUGCCCAAAGGAUGAAGCAGUCCAAACUGAGCCCACCAGAAAGAGUAUAACUAUUACUACGAACAGAUCUCCAAGGAAAGCCUCCAGCCCGGAACGCAGCUCUAGCCGCCCUUCUGCAGACCCUCGGACAGCUCAGAGAAGGACCCCGGACCAAGAGUCUGAGACGAAUCAUUACAGCCGCCCCUAUGCAGACCCUCGGACAGCUCAGAGAAGGAUCUCUGACCAGGAGGCCGAGACGAAUCAUUACAGCCGCACCUAUGCAGACCCUCGGACAGCUCAGAGAAGGAUCCCUGACCAAGAGUCUGAGAUGAAUUAUUACAGCCGCACCUAUGCAGACCCUCGGACAGCUCAGAGAAGGAUCUCUGACCAGGAGGCUGAGACGAAUCAUUACAGCCGCACCUAUGCAGACCCUCGGACAGCUCAGAGAAGGACCCCGGACCAAGAGUCUGAAACGUAUUAUUACACCCACACUUACACAGACCCUCAGACAGCUCAGAGAAGGACCCCUGACCAAGAGUCUGAGACGAAUUAUUACAGCCGCACCUAUGCAGACCCUCGGACAGCUCAGAGAAGGAUCCCUGACCAGGAGUCUGAGACGAAUUAUUACAGCCGCACCUAUGCAGACCCUCGGACAGCUCAGAGAAGGACCCUGGAGCAAGAGUCUGAGAUGAAUUAUUACAGCCGCACCUAUGCAGACCCUCGGACAGCUCAGAGAAGGACCCUGGACCAAGAGUCUGAGACGAAUCAUUACAGCUGCACCUAUGCAGACCCUCGGACAGCUCAGAGAAGGAUCCCUGACCAAGAGUCUGAGACAAAUCUUUACAGCCGCACCUAUGCAGACCCUCGGACAGCUCAGAGAAGGAUCCCUGACCAAGAUUAUGAAACGGGUCACUACAACUCAAUUUAUAUAGAACCCAAGCCCUUGCACAGGAACAAGAACGUGGAACCAUCCCUCAGACUCUCUAUCCUUAAAGAUUUGGAUGGUGGACACCGAGUUUCUAUGCGUGAACCUAUCCAUAAGCAGUCUGUCCACACUGAAACGAAGCCCUCCCCAAAAGUCUUGAUGUCAUCAGAAGUGGAGGCCAACAUGAAGUCCCCAAUGCGAGGAGAUAACGAGGUCAGCCGCAGAGUCACCAUAUACUCAGGAGUACAGCCAACCCACCAUGUGACACCUCGGAGAGUGUCUGAGAGCCCCCACAAACCUCCUGAGCCUGUCAGUAAGCAGCGUACCCCAAAACCCUCAGAAAAUGUCUACAUGUCCCCAGCACCCUCCCCAAGUCACUCUGCUCAUGCGAAAAUGGAACUGACCCCUCGGCCCCUACCCCCUCGGUCCUUACCUAAGUAUGGGCCUGACUGCUCAUGGUGGCCCUUACUCAAUCCUGACAUUGAAAUGCCUCAAAGCCGGCCAACAACACCUGAUUUGGAGCCUAAAUCCCCGCUUCCUGCAGACUAUUCAUUGUCCUUUUUUGAAAUGGACUCAAGCCCUUUCUGUGACGAUCUGCUGCCCCAGCGAGAGAAGGCAAGUCCAUCACCACCACCAGCACCAGCAACAUCACCACCACCACCACCACCACUACAAUCAGCAACGGAGCCUCCAAGCUGGGCACCAUUGAGGGAAGUGCCACAGGCUCCCAAGCACACCUCCAAACAACCCAUUCAAAGGUUUAGUGCUUUCUUCUUGGAUGUCUCUGAGGAAAUGUUCAAUCGUGUCAUCUGGUGGCUAAAAGGUCUGUGCUUUUCCCUCCCAUUUCAUUGUGGGGGUUUGGGGGACAGGAGGACAGGUGGGAAGGUAGCCUUGAUGUAUGUACAGAGCUAG